This is a messenger RNA of Trypanosoma rangeli, 720 nucleotides long. Its product is annotated as putative calpain-like cysteine peptidase. The coding region runs from base 1 to 720 and encodes 239 amino acids. The record is from RefSeq and is a predicted model, not a curated record. The transcript has a single exon. Lineage: Eukaryota; Euglenozoa; Kinetoplastea; Trypanosomatida; Trypanosomatidae.
AUGGUGUACGCAGCUUUACCCUCGACAAGAUCCUCUGCCUUUUCUGUGAGCAUCACACGUCGUUUGUCCAUGCGAUUUAUUGGCUUUGGUGACGGGGUACCGCUUUUUUUUUUGCCCGGCUACGUCUACGUCAUCACGGAGACGUUGUACUGCGAGGGCUUGGACCUCUGCAUGGUGCAACCGAAGUACCCGCGGGCAUGGUGUGCCGCUGGUAAGCCACAGACGCUAAGUAAGUGGAGGCGUUUCAAGUGGUGUGAGCAACCAGACAAGAACCAGACAAUGAGAACUGGUGGCUCCCACAAGCAGACAACACGUGACGGUGGCGGUGGAACCGGUGAGGCUGCGUUGAAAGAGAGCAGUUGGGAGCAAUGCGGCUGGAAUGGUCGGAGGCGCCCAGUUUCUUUGGGGGCGGUGGUGCGUUCUACACCCUCUGGGGCUGGCACGACUAUCGCAUUCGAAUUCGCUUUUGUCAACAUGUUUCUGUCAUCGUUUUUGAGGUCCUCGUUUGGAGAAAAGUGGAGGUUGUCUUCACGCCGUUGCAGGAAACCAGACUGCAGCAUCCCGGUAUCGCGAGGACGCCUCGAUAUAAGGCGAUGCUUCUUUUGGUCCCGUGCCAUGUGGCGGCAUCGAAGACGGAGGCCCUUGCGUACACGAGUUCCGGUGGCAUCGAGCAUCCGGGCGGCAGGAUGGCCCACCAUGCGGUACAAGACGUAUAUUUGA